GGCGUCCAACACCUGGUUCCCCGGGGCUUCUGGGGGAUUCCCUCCGCCCCCUCCUCCUGCUGCUAUGAUCUGGGGUAGUAGUAUACCUCAUACUAUACAGCCCCCUCCAUCUUAUGACGAGGUGAUUAGAGAGACGAGUCAGGUCCAGGUCCAGGUGUUGCCUCUCUCCUUCUCCCCCCAACGCUCUGUCUCCACAACUACCAUCGCCACGCAGACUGACACUGGACUAGAAUUGUCAGCAGUGGCCCACGCACCCAACCAGAGAGGCUCUGUGGCCAGGAGACCUCCAAGGCCUCCCAGACCUUCCUAUUCCUUUACAGCCAAACUGUUGUACGCUGAUGAAACAACGUCGCACACUGAUGACACGACGUCGCACGCCGAUGACUCACUCAUCUUCCUAGAAGACAGUCCAGCACUUCGCACACACACUCAGACCAGCAGACACACCGUCAUACACACAGAGGCGACAGCAUUUCACUAUGAUCUCUUGACCUCUGAUCCUUUCUCACAUCUGACCUCUGCCCCUGGCAGCCAAAUUGACCAAUGGGAGCAGUCCCCCUUCGUCCUCCCCCCUCAUUCCACUGUCUUGACAAUGCCCUCCGACCCUCCUCUGCCCCAUAACCAGCCCAGGCCACGUCCUCGCACAAAAAAUAGCCUUCGACCAAUCAGGAGAGAAGUCAAAGUUCAGACCCUGGUGAGGCUGGGACAGACAGGAUGUGAGGUCACAGAGAACCAAGAAGUGGGUCAUCAGGGGGGGAAGUACCUUCAGGAUCUCCUGGACGCCUUCAGCUCCGACGAUUGGGGCUUCCCUGAUCACCAUAGCAAUGACGAUGUAGAGAGCGACUUGAGAGGAGAAGAAGAGGAGGAGGAGGAAGAAGAUAUGAGAGCCAGGAUACAAGCCUUCGAGCUGCAGCAGCAACAGGAGGACCAUGGUAACCAUGCAGACGGUGACCACGGAGAUGGAGCGUUGCUAGGGGGUGGGAAACCUGAACCCCACCCCCGAGUACAAGCACUCCCCAAACCGGCCCCAGUCAUCUCCCGGAAACCCUCCCUCGCUGCCAAGACUUCCUCCCGCAAAGGAUUGUGGGAAGAUGGAGGCUCACUUGCGAUAGACUUGAAUUUGACUGUUGAUACAGUUACCACCUCCCAACUCACACCCACUGACCCCUCUCCCAAACCUACCGAGACUCCCUUAAGUACCCCUGUCCCAGUCCUCACACCCCUACCCCUGCUUCCUAGAAAGCCCCCCUCUGAACCCCAAAGACCAGACCCCCAGGUAAGGCAGACAGAAGGGACCUCCCUACUCCGUCCCCCUCCAAGACCUCCAGUAGCACCCAGGACCAACGGGGCCAUGGUACCCCAAGGGAGAAGCACUAUGGUCGGCCUACCAACACCAGCGUUACCCCUUAAACCCUCCAUAGACCUCCACAGCAACAACAUUAGACCGAGUGUUGCUCAGAAGCCCAAUGCCAUGUCAUCAUCCCGUAGAGCGAGUGUGCCCCUGCCUGUGUCCGGACUAGCCGUACCUGGCAACAGGAGAUCCUCUCUGGUCUCCAAACCCUCCAUCCAGACCCCCAUACCCACAUCCCUAGUACCCCUAACCCCGGCCCUGGCUCCACCCCCAAUGGGUGCUAGACCUCCAGUCUUAUCCUCAGCUCCAGCCCAAAAGAAAACCCCAUUGGUCUCCUCAGAGUGUGAACCUCCUCUUCCUCCUCGACCCCAGGGAGUGUUUAAGAUGCUCCCUCUCCGCCCCCCUCCCAUGAAGACUGUUCCUGGUCGACACCCACCUCUCCAGGCUGUCUCCUCCUCCUCCUCCUCCUACUCUACCACAUCACCCAAUAAGCCACCCCCUGCCCAGGCUGUAGCCGCCCCCGCUUCUACAUCAGCCAACCAGCAGGCUGUCCCUGACCCCUGCACCACUCCAUCAGCCAAUCAGCCGCAGGGUCAGAGGGCACCAAAGAAAGGCCCCCCUUUACCCCUCCGACCCAGGCCUGGACACCCCCUGUACAAGAGUUACAUGCCCAUCCUUCCAUCUCAACCCAGUGGAGAGAAGUCACAGCUGGUCACAGCACCUGUCAGUGGUCUGAGGUGUGUGGCACAGUUCGACUUCGAGGGGGAGGAGGAAGACGAGCUGACCUUCUACGAGGGUGAUGUCAUCUCUCUGACGGAGGUGAUUGGUCAGGAGUGGGGGCGGGGACAGAUCCACGGGCGAAUAGGAAUCUUCCCUCUGGCCUUCACGGAGGUCCUUGAGGAACCGCCUCCGUCGGCAGGGAAACAGCCCGUUGUCGAGAAGACCGUUGUCGAGAAGACCACGAAAAUGGACUCCUCAGGCGGUGGAGGUGGUAACGGGUGGAGGCAGUAGAUGAGGAGUGCUAUCUGGGGGAUGCAGGAGGUCCUCAAAAACAACCUGACACCUACAAAUAGGACUAUGGAUGUACACUGUGUGUUAGAGAACAAGAGACUGUGUUGGAGAGAGAGAGAGAGCGAGAGACUGUUAGAGAGCGAGAGACUGUUGAGAGAGAGACUGUUAGAGA
Messenger RNA from Oncorhynchus gorbuscha (pink salmon), 2534 nucleotides. RefSeq names its product SH3 domain-containing protein 19-like. Gene Ontology annotation, cellular component: ESCRT-0 complex. NCBI's taxonomy places the organism in Eukaryota, Metazoa, Chordata, Actinopteri, Salmoniformes, Salmonidae. Bases 65 to 2362 code for a protein of 765 amino acids. The record is from RefSeq and is a predicted model, not a curated record. Gene Ontology annotation, biological process: protein transport to vacuole involved in ubiquitin-dependent protein catabolic process via the multivesicular body sorting pathway. The transcript is spliced from 8 exons. Gene Ontology annotation, molecular function: protein binding.